AUGUCAGCAGUCAAGAGGAAAAUCCCGGCCAGCCUGCUGGAACGGCGUGUGAGACCGCGCUACGAACCAGAGCCAGAUUCCGACGAUCUCCAGGAGUAUGAUGACAGCAGCAGUGAGGCGCCCAGCGAAGAAGGCGUGCGCUCAGAUGAGUCCGGGUCAGAGUCUGACUCUGGGUCGGAAAGCGAAGAGAGUGAGAUGAGCGGGAGUGAGGAUGAGGGCUCAGAUGAUAGCUCAGACAGCGAAGCCAGCAAGAGUGAGGACGAGGCUUCCAAGUUGGACAUCUCUCGGUUUACCUUCGGCGCCCUCGCCAAAGCCCAAGAAGCGCUGAGCAAGCAGACGGAAGACUCGGGUGAUUCCUCCUCCGAGUCUGAUUCCGACGACGGCCGCAAAAAGAAGGACGGCAAGGACAAAAAGUCCGACCAGAAAAUCCCCAAACGCUCCAACAAGCACGCGCCCGUCGAGAUGAGCGCCAAAAAGCCCGUCUCCCGCAAGCGCGACUUCCUCACCGUCACCGCCGAACUCAAGAAGCCCAAACCUCGCGACCCACGGUUCCUCCCAAUACCCGGCACGCGCGGCUCGGGCAACCCCACCAUCGAAGAAAUCAAGGCCCGCAAGCGGUACGCAUUCCUCGACGAGUACCGCGAAUCCGAGAUGCAGCAGCUCCGCGAGGCCAUCGCCAAGACCAAGGAUGCGGCAGCGAAAGAAAAGCUCCAGCGCGCGCUCAUGUCGAUGGAGAGCAAGAAGAAGGCGCAGGAGAGGAAGGAUAAGGAGAGGGAGAUCCUGGCGGAGCACAAGAAGAGGGAAAAGGAGCUGAUCAAGAAGGGCAAGAAGCCGUUCUAUCUGAAGAGGUCGGAGCAGAAGAAGAGAUUGCUGGUCGAGCAGUACCAGGGUAUGAAGAAGAAGCAGGUGGACAAGGCGAUUCAGAGGAGGAUGAAGAAGAUUGCGGCGAAGGAGAGGAAGUUGUUGCCGACGGAGAGGAGGGGGAGGGAGGAUCGGUAG
Thermochaetoides thermophila DSM 1495 is the source of this 999-nucleotide messenger RNA. RefSeq lists its product as uncharacterized. Gene Ontology annotation, biological process: maturation of SSU-rRNA from tricistronic rRNA transcript (SSU-rRNA, 5.8S rRNA, LSU-rRNA). Lineage: Eukaryota; Fungi; Ascomycota; Sordariomycetes; Sordariales; Chaetomiaceae. The transcript is spliced from 2 exons. The record is from RefSeq and is a predicted model, not a curated record. Gene Ontology annotation, cellular component: 90S preribosome; nucleolus. Bases 1 to 999 code for a protein of 332 amino acids.